UUUUGAAAGUAUCAGUAGUUAUCCUGGCUCUAAUAAGAGAACCCAUUUGAGAAUUCAGCCCCGUGGUGGUGUUUGAUGUGAAACAGAUGGGUCUGACUGUAGAGAUUGUAAGGAGUGUCUUCUCUAAGAACCGGUCUGUGAGUGCUCAGGACAACAAUGCAAGGAGCUUUGGAUCAGAUAAGCGUAGAUGGAGUGUCGUUAGAUCGUAUCUGUGCGGAGAUGAAUACAAUUCGGUUCUUGCCGAGGAUGAUUCAGCUUCCAUAAGGAGUUCCGAGGCAACCGUAACACAGCCCAUAACAGGCUCAUUGAAGUAUGAUGAAAAUCAAACUGAAAUCCAAGCUAAAGAUCAUGAAGAACAAAUAAACGAAGAAAAACAGAAUUCACCUACUCACAAAUGCAUCACUCAAGAGGAUGCUGCAAUCACCAUCCAAUCAGCAUUUAGAGGCUAUCUGGCUAGGCGUCAAUAUGGAGAAAUCAAACAGUUGGGUAGAAGUGAUAUCAUCAAAGAAACAGAAACCCGAAGUGAAGAGUCUUUGGGUACAUCAAUUGAAGUUCAAACAGGCGGAUCCACCGAAAAUCAAAUUCAAGAACAAUGCAUGUCCUUAACACACAAAAUGCAGAACAAAGCUCGAACCCAAAUCUCCAGGCUCAAGGAAGAUUGGGACGACAGCACGGUGAGCAGUAACAUAUCAAAAUUGAGAAUCCAGAACAGGCUCGAAGCAACCACCAGGCGUGAGAGAGCUUUGGCCUACGCAUUUUCUCAACAGCUAAGAACUUGCAUGAAGAAGAAACCAACCCGUUCCGACUCCACGGAGCCUAACUUGGGAUGGAGUUGGCUAGAGAGAUGGAUGGCAACCCGCCUGCCUGAAAACUCAUCAGUUGAUGAUCGUCUGAGCAAAUGCCUCGACCCCAUUUCUUGUGAUCGAAGAUCCAUGAUUAUGAAGAAGAUGUUCGAUGUUUCAGGUGAAGAAAAGGAGAGCUGUGCCUCCAAUGACAUUUCAGUCGCGUUUGAUAGUCUUAGCAUAACUGCCAAAAAUUCCGACGAUGGCUAUCGGCCCGUUAAAAACAGGCUGAAGGCUGCAAGAAGUGUGUCGCGACGAAAGACGGUGCCAAGCUACCAAUACUCAGCACAUUCAACCAAGGAAAGUAAGAGAGAAGCUGAAAACGAGAAGAAACACAAGCAAAUGCAGCCGCAAGCCAUAGGAGAGAUCAAAUGCAAAGAUGUUUCUUCCCAAGCACCAUCUGACCAUUGAUCGACGGCUCGAAAUUGGACAUCUGAAUAUGUGGUAGGAGAUGGGGCUCUUCUUGACUAUUAGAAGGUUCCCAAUUCCAUAACUGGUGUAUUAUCCUAGGAUAUCAUUAGUUUAUGCAAUGAGGACCGUUUGAAUUUAUUGGUAAUGCUGUGUAUAUGCAUAUAUUGAUGACAAUGCAAUCAAGGGAAGAAACCCAAUUCAUCUUCUUUUUUUCUUUUUCUUUUUUCUGUACAUAAUUUGAAUUUGUGUUUGUGUAUGAUCUUUUCGACAUUCUUACAUGAUUAUCUUCUCA
Messenger RNA from Magnolia sinica, 1545 nucleotides. RefSeq names its product protein IQ-DOMAIN 33. Gene Ontology annotation, molecular function: protein binding. The transcript has 6 exons. The record is from RefSeq and is a predicted model, not a curated record. The coding region runs from base 87 to 1253 and encodes 388 amino acids. NCBI's taxonomy places the organism in Eukaryota, Viridiplantae, Streptophyta, Magnoliopsida, Magnoliales, Magnoliaceae.